Rhinichthys klamathensis goyatoka is the source of this 1413-nucleotide messenger RNA. Its product is annotated as gastrula zinc finger protein XlCGF57.1-like. Gene Ontology annotation, cellular component: nucleus. The transcript has 3 exons. The coding region runs from base 43 to 1413 and encodes 456 amino acids. The record is from RefSeq and is a predicted model, not a curated record. NCBI's taxonomy places the organism in Eukaryota, Metazoa, Chordata, Actinopteri, Cypriniformes, Leuciscidae.
AAAAACUCCUGGUGAAGUGAAAGAUCCACCUGACAUACUAUUAUGAAGAUGGCGUUUAUUAAAGAAGAGAGUGAAGAAAUAAAGAUUGAAGAAACCUUCAGUGUGAAACAAGAAGAAACUGAGGAACAAACAGACCUGAUGGCACUGGAAGAAGAGAGUCAAGAACUGAAUGAAAAGGAAGAGAAAAUUCAGAAUGAGAAACAUCAUGAUUUCAUAACUGGAGAAAAAUCUUUUAGUUGCUCACAAACUAAAAAGACUUCACAAAAAGGAGCUCAAAAGACAGGAGCUAGAAGUAAUUUCACCUGCAAACAAUGUGGAAAGAGUUUCACUCAAAAUGAAAGCCUUAAAAGUCACAUGAGAGUUCACACAGGAGAGAAGCCUUUCUCCUGCCAACAGUGUGGGAAAAGUUUCACUCAAAAAGGAAACCUGAAAUUCCAUAUGAAAAUUCACUCUAGAGAGAGUCAAUACACCUGCCAACACUGUGGGAAAAGUUACACUCAAAAAGGAAGCCUUAAAGUCCACAUGAGAAUUCACACUGGAGAGUACCCUUUCACCUGCCAACAAUGUGGGAAAAGUUUCACUCAAAAAGGAAGCCUUAAAAGCCACAUGAGAAGUCACACUGGAGAGAGGCCUUUCACAUGCCCUCAAUGUGGAAAGGGUUUUAAACAUAAACCAACCCUUACUGCCCACAUGAGAAUUCACACUGGAGAAAAGCCUUUCACCUGCACUCAGUGUGGUAAGAGUUUUACACACAAACCAACCCUUAGUGCCCACAUGAGAAUUCACACUGGAGAGAAGCCGUUUGUAUGCAGUCAGUGUGGAAAAAGUUUCAGAUUUACAGUAAUUCUCAAUGAGCACAUGAGGAUUCACUCAAGAGAGAACUGUUUUAAAUGUCAUCGGUGUGGAAGGAGUUUCACAGACAGGAAACAUCUUAUUAAUCAUGUAAAAAUUCACAUCGGCGAGAAGCCUUUCAUGUGCGAUCUCUGUGGAAGGAGUUUCACACUUAAAGGAAACCUUAAGAUUCACAUGAGAGUUCACACUGGAGAGAAGCCUUACACCUGCCCUCACUGUGGAAAGAGUUUUACGAUUAAAGGAAACCUUGAGGUUCACAUGAGAGUUCACACUGGAGAGAAGCCUUACAAGUGUCAGCGGUGUGCAAAGAGUUUCACAUAUCAAAGAGACUUGAAAUAUAAUGCAGCGAACAUGGUGAAAGCUUUGACUGAAUAUGGGCACAUCCGUUGCGUGUCCCAUACGCUUCACUUGGUGGUGAUCAACGCACUGGAGAACAGGGUUGUGACAUCCCUUCUCUCCAAAGCCAGGAGCAUAUCUGGCCAUGUUCAUCGCUCAAGCAAAGCCAGCAACAGACUACAUGAGCUGCAAACACAGUUGAACCUCCCCAGCACACACUCAUAA